AUGGCCGGGCUGGGCGGCGGCCUCGCCGCUUUCGGGCGCUGCACGCACGCCGUGGUGCGGGCGCUGCCCGAGUCGCUGUGCCGGCAGGCGCUGCGCAGCACGGCGGGCCCCGAGGUGGACUUCGCCCGCGCGGAGAGAGAGCAUCAGCUGUACGUGGGCGUGCUGCGGAGCAAGCUGGGGCUGCAGGUGCUGGAGCUGCCGGCCGACGAGAGCCUCCCCGACUGUGUCUUCGUGGAGGAUGUGGCCGUGGUCUGCGAGGAGACGGCGCUGCUCACCCGCCCGGGCGCGCCCAGUCGCCGGAAGGAGGUGGAAGCCAUGAAGAGAGUACUAGAAAGUCUCAACCUUAAUAUAGUUGAGAUGGUGGAUGAAAACGCUACCUUGGAUGGUGGAGAUGUCUUAUUUACAGGCAGAGAAUUUUUCGUAGGUCUUUCCAGGCGGACAAAUCAACGUGGUGCAGAAAUUCUGGCUGACACAUUUAAGGAUUAUGCUGUCUCCACAGUCCCUGUUCAUGAUUCUUUGCAUCUGAAGAGCUUUUGCAGCAUGGCUGGACCAAAUUUGAUUGCUAUUGGAUCAAGUGAAGCUGCACAGAAAGCCCUCAAGACCAUGCAGCAGAUGAGCGACCAUCGCUACGACAAGCUGACAGUGCCUGAUGAUGCCGCAGCAAACUGCAUCUACUUAAACAUUCCCAGCAAAGGGCACGUGCUGCUGCACCGAGCCCCCGAGGAGUACCCAGAGAGUGCAAAGGUAUUUGAAAAGCUGAAGGACCACAUGCUGAUCCCAAUAGCCAACACAGAACUGGAGAAAGUAGAUGGGUUACUCACCUGUUGCUCUGUGCUUAUUAACAAAGCUUCAGAAUUAUGA
Cinclus cinclus is the source of this 861-nucleotide messenger RNA. RefSeq names its product dimethylarginine dimethylaminohydrolase 1 (gene DDAH1). Lineage: Eukaryota; Metazoa; Chordata; Aves; Passeriformes; Cinclidae. Gene Ontology annotation, biological process: positive regulation of nitric oxide biosynthetic process; arginine metabolic process. The transcript has 6 exons. The coding region runs from base 1 to 861 and encodes 286 amino acids. Gene Ontology annotation, molecular function: amino acid binding; dimethylargininase activity. The record is from RefSeq and is a predicted model, not a curated record.